AACUCGUUCCGUCUUCCCAUCUUUAUAUAGUUAGUUGGUUGACUUCAAAUCCAGGCAGCCCCAGCUGACUCAGCUGCAACCGCCGAGAUUCGCGAGAGAUUUCCUCCGUCGCCCACCAAAACCCACCCAAAGUUUUCUGCCGAUUUCCGGCACCUGCACGCUGGUUCCUAUCUGCUGCGCUCAUCAUUUUGCAUGUGUUAACGGGUCCCGCGGUUCCAAGACCGUCGGUUGUUUCUUGAUUUAUACUGAUGGAUCUGGAGUUCCGGGGUGUCCUCGCACCGACUGGGUUGGCGACGCAUGCCAAUCUGAUAACACCCCCGGCCUCCUCUAGCGACCUUCGGAGCACCCCGAGGCUGCCCCGGCCGGUGACAGGCUUCGACUUCGCGUCCAAAAAUUUAGACUCUUGCGGCAUGGAGAAGAUCCCCGCCAUCACGGGCAAGCGGAGGGGUGGCUGUAGAAAGGCCUGUAAUGAGUGUAAACAGCAAAAGCUUCGAUGCGACAUUGUGCAGACUCCCGCGGACGCUUGUUCGCGCUGCCGCCGGCUUCAAAUAGAAUGCAAAGUCGAGCCCACUUUUAAACGCAUCUCGAAACGAAGGCGUAAUGCUGAAAUGGAACGGGAGAUCGCAGAGCUCCGGCGGCGGCUUGCUACUGGUGAUCAGUCGCAGUCUGUAGAAGCCAAUGGCAGCGACGAGCUCUCCCAGUGUUCCGAGGAUGUAUUCUGUCCUGAUGCGGCAGUUGCGAGCAGAGCGCGGCCGCUGUCGGCGCCGUUGGAGCCUCAGCCUAUGGCUACCCCUUUGACCAUGCACAGAGAUGGGUCUAUUCUUUCCCAAGAUGAUAACCCAUGGAGGCUGGAAGAUGUCUCGCUGUCCAGGACAAGGGUUGCCCGUCUGUUUGAACAGUUCUUCAAGUACUAUCACCCGUUUCUUCCCCUGUUGAAUCCGCAGAAGCCUCCGGAUGAGUAUCUGCGCCGCUGUCCUUUGCAGGCUUGGUCUAUCAUCUGUGUCGCUAGCCGACGAGCGCCCUCGGAACCCGGUCUCCUCAGCGCGCUCUCGGGGCCUUUCAGCAGACUGCUUUGGUCUACCAUUACCGGAGUUCCCCAAGACUACCGUGUGGUCAAGGCUCUUUGCCUUCUCUGCACCUGGCCAUUGCCCACUACCAGCCAGAGGACUGAUGCUACCUUUAUGCUGAGCGGGCUAAUGAUGCAGAUUUCCAUGCAGCUUGGGUUGCACCGUCCAGUCCAAGCGGAGGAGUUCACCACUUUCCGGAUGGAGGUUCAAGGCGAGGCCGUCAAGGAUCGUCUGCAGACGUGGGUCAUUUGUAACAUUGUGGCUCAGAACGUCGCCACCGGCUACGGACAACCUCCAUCAACCAUCUACGACUGGGCACUCGAGCCCGCAUCGCUUCGAGAUGCAGACUAUCACCCUUCCGAAGACCUCAAGACUCGACUGCGUAUCGAGAAGUUCUGCGACCGUGUGACUAAAGCACUAUACAGCAGCAAGCCGGACCCGGUGGAGUUCAUUAGCUCAGAGAAACUGCUGAUUGUACAGCUCUUGGAGAAUGAGCUUCGGGACAUGGAGGUUGAAUUUGGCCGCGAUAUUUCCAACAUUAAUAUGAUCCAUCUACGAGCAGCUGAGCUGCAUCUACGAUAUUUUGUAUUCCUAGGCUCUAGUGCACGAAGUGAUGAUCUGACGAAGCUAUUCAUCGCUACCACAUCGUUCCUCGGUCGUGUGCUCGACCUGGAAACCUUACCUGGAGAGCUUAUCGGGCAUGCCACCAACUACAUUCUGCAGAUGAUUGUUUCCGCCGCAUUUGCCCUUAUGAAGCUGCUGAAGAGUGAAUUUCGACGCCACAUUGACUUUGAACAUGGGAAACUGUUGUUCAAUGGAGCCAUCUCGGCUAUCAGGAGAAUUAGUGUCAUGGACCACGACCGUCCAGUGCGCCUGGCUGACAUUCUGGCGCAAAUGUGGAAUGCUGGUAGCCCCGAGGGCCCAGCAGGAGAGGAUGCCCUGCAGCUGAAAGUGCGCUGCCGGAUGAGCAUGAGCCAUGUCUAUGAUACUGUCUGGCGUUGGCGCCAACGAUUCCGCCCUAUGAAGAGCAUUGAGGAUCCGCAAGCUACUAUGGCGAACCCUAGUGUUUCCGCGACGGCCGGUCCUAUGACUCGGCAGCAGCAGGAAGAGGCGCUGGCGGACCCGGGAUUGAUCUACCCACCGAACUUCGACCAAGGGGCCUUUAUCAGCGAAGCCGGGUUUUCGGAGGUCUUCGAUUCGCUCAACUGGGUCUUUGAUGGAAUUCCGGACACGUUUGUUGCCCCCCCAGUCAUGUAGGCCAAGUCACGCAUUGCAUCUCAGGCGUCGGUGGGAGUUUCUGUUUCGUGCGGAUUGACAGCAGUGUACACACAAAAAGAAAAAGCUAAAACCGGGUGAUAAAAUGGACAAGAGGAUGAAAAGGAAAGGCAUUUAUAUUUCUGUGGAUACCUUGUACGCUGUUCUGUACAUAUGUUCAUGCUUAUGACGUUCCCACUAGAUACCAUUGAGAAUUGAUAGCGUUAAAAUUGACUAGACAGGAUGCUAGAGAGUUCACGGAUCGGAGUAGUAAUUGUGUCACCCAAUAAGUUAGACUAGUAACCCCACCCUAGUGGCCUAUCUUCCUCUCUUCAGGUUUUCUUUCAUACAUUGACAGGCCGAUGGAGACAGAGUUAACUACAAAGAAGGAUUAUUGUAGAGCUACUGCGAUAAUGACAACUCUCAUCCGAUCACCAACUUUGACUUGAUCAGUAGAUAGAUCUGCCACCAUGCAACGACGACGAUGAUGA
Messenger RNA from Aspergillus welwitschiae, 2812 nucleotides. Its product is annotated as transcription factor domain-containing protein. Gene Ontology annotation, cellular component: nucleus. The transcript is spliced from 7 exons. The record is from RefSeq and is a predicted model, not a curated record. Bases 249 to 2324 code for a protein of 691 amino acids. Gene Ontology annotation, molecular function: DNA-binding transcription factor activity, RNA polymerase II-specific; transcription cis-regulatory region binding; zinc ion binding. NCBI's taxonomy places the organism in Eukaryota, Fungi, Ascomycota, Eurotiomycetes, Eurotiales, Aspergillaceae. Gene Ontology annotation, biological process: regulation of DNA-templated transcription; DNA-templated transcription.